Olea europaea var. sylvestris is the source of this 1182-nucleotide messenger RNA. RefSeq lists its product as uncharacterized. The coding region runs from base 1 to 1182 and encodes 393 amino acids. The record is from RefSeq and is a predicted model, not a curated record. Lineage: Eukaryota; Viridiplantae; Streptophyta; Magnoliopsida; Lamiales; Oleaceae. The transcript is spliced from 2 exons.
AUGGCUGAUGCUCGAGCUCGAGCUCAUGUCCCUGACAAUGGCGGAGCAGGGGCCUCAGGUAUACCACAUGUGACCUCGGCCUCGAGAUCAGUGACCAUGGAGUCCGGGGAACUCGCUAGGAUUAUUCAAGAAGGAAUUGCAGCGAGCCUACUUCAGGGCAAUAAAGGGACGACAAGAUUCAGUCCCAAUACUCCAUUUACUCUCGAGAUAUUAACAUUCCCCUUGCCGGACAGAUUUAAGUAUCCUAGUAUCAAAGAGUAUGAUGGGACCACCGAUCCAAUCAAUCAUCUGAACAUAUACACGGACGUCAUGAAUUUACAGGUCGCACCAGAUCAGGUGAUGUGCAAGGCCUUCCCGCAAACCUUGACGAAUGCCGCUAGGGAUUGGUUCUCAACCUUAGAGUCCAACUCCACAACCUCAUUCUCGGAUUUGGCGGACAAGUUCUCCGCUUUCUUCGCAAGCAGCAAACGCAUCAGGAAGACAGCGGCUUCCCUCAUGCACCUUAGACAGGGGCAAAAUGAGACCUUACGUGACUUCAUGACCAGGUUCAACAAGGAAAGACUUCAGAUUCCCGACCUACACAUAACUGCAGCGGUUUCUGCCCUCACAUAUGCCAUAAAGUGUGAGGCCUUCAAGAUGUCUUUAUCCAAAACUCCGUCAAAGACAGUGACCGAGCUUCUUACCCGAGCCGAGAAGUACAUAAAUAUGGAGGAAACACUGAACCCGAGAAAGGUUGGACCAUCCCAUGACAGGGUCGAGCAUAAAAGACAGCAUGACCCGAACCCUCGUGAAGAACAGCAUCGGAAAAAACAGAGACAGGAGGUUCCCCCGACGCCGUUCACGCGUUUAAAUACGUCAAAGACCAAUAUAUUGAUGGAGAUCAAGGAUAUGAAGGAACUGAAAUGGCCUGUCAGAAUGAGGUCACCACCCGAAUCCAGGGACAUGAACAAGUACUGUGAGUUCCAUCGGGAUCACGGGCAUACCACGGAGAACUGUAAGGCCCUGCAACGGGAGAUUGAAGCCCUUAUUAAAAGAGGACUCCUGAGCUCCUACGUCGGUAACGACAAACGCCCGAGGAAUGAUCGUGGCAGGGAAAAAGACCCUGAGGCAAAGAGGGAUGGUCAACCCACUGCUGGAACCAUCAAUAUCAUCAUUGGAGAUUUCAGGGCACGUGAAGAAUAA